This is a messenger RNA of Phragmites australis (common reed), 2061 nucleotides long. RefSeq lists its product as uncharacterized. NCBI's taxonomy places the organism in Eukaryota, Viridiplantae, Streptophyta, Magnoliopsida, Poales, Poaceae. The transcript has a single exon. The record is from RefSeq and is a predicted model, not a curated record. The coding region runs from base 1 to 2061 and encodes 686 amino acids.
AUGCCGCGACCGGGGCUUGCGCGCGGCGAGACAGCGCAAGAGCCGGCCGCCCAGCGCGUUGGCGUCGAAGAAUCCUCCGCGCCCGGGAGGAAGGGCGCCCUGGUGAGGCGCAACGCGUUCGACGUCAAAAGGGAGAUCUUUGCGGUCGGCGAGAUGCCCGCCCUGGCGCGGCGGCUCCUCCGGAAACGGUUGGGGUCGGAGCUCGACGCCGUCCGCGAUAUCCUCAGGAAGGUGGAGAUCUUGUUCCCUGAUGCUGGAGAAACCCGCAUGGCUGUCCCCACCGACAAGGACGGCUGGUUCAUGGCCGCCGAACCACGCCCGGAGGCGCCGAUGGAGGAUGAUGGCAGCAGGGCGGCGAAGAGGAGAAAUGUGUCUCCUUUCGCAGAGCAGGCAGAGGAGAAGCCGCGGAUGACGUCGGAUCAGAGGAGGCGGCUGGCCGGUCGCCUGGCCUCGCUGGCGGCGGUGUUACCGGAUCACGUCGUCGCGUUCCUGCAGAACCAGCGUGGUGGAGAUGCCGAUCCCCAUGGCUACGGUGGCGAGAUCGAGGUCGCCGUGCACUGCUUGAAGGACGCGGCCCUGUCCAAGCUGAAGGAGCUGCUGGACAAAUUCGUGCCGGAGAGCACGCCCAAGAAUCACGAACGCGCAGCCAUGGAUGGCUCCGGCGUUAGCUGCCUGUCCCAGCAUCAAGACGCGGUAGAAAAGAUCGCCCCGGUGGAAGAGGACGAGGGGGAGGAUGUCUACCUCUGUGGCGGCGUCUCCCCCAAAGCGCUCCGGGACAUCGCUGAGGAGUACGACGAGCUCGUGGAUGGCAUCGGAGUUCAGCCCCUGUCUCCGCUCGCGCGCAAGUACGUCGAUCUCAACGAGCAAGACGCGUACGUUGACAUCUGCGGUGAAGGCUCCCCAGUCGUGUUGCUUGCAAAGGCCGGCGAGACCAGAAGCAGCCCAAGAUCAAGAAGCAGUGACUCCGAUGCAUCAUCGAGUGAUUCCGAUGCGUCCUCUAGUGAUUCCGACUCGAGCAGCAGCUCGGACAGCGACUCAGACGAGAGUGUCAGCAGCCCACCUCCGCUGCCGGUUCUUCACAAGGAGGACGACACCCCUGCGCAGAUACUGGCGUCGGCGCCAGGGGUGGUGCAGAUUGCUGAGGCAGAGGAGCUCCAGGAACAAUGCUUCGCGCCCGCGCUGACGGCGCGCCUGAUCACCAGCAGCCCACCUGCACCGGCAGCUCUUCCCAAGGAGAAUGUCACCUCUCCGCAGCCACCGGAGCCGGUGCGGGAUGCGGAGUACAGCAACAGAACUUCCCUUCCACAUAGAUCGUCGUGGGAGCAAGAGAACCUCCAGGACCUGAGCGCCGCGCCCGCGCCCGCUUCGGCAGCGCGCUUGAUCACCACCAGCCCACCUGCACUGGCGGCUCUUCCCAAAGAGAAUAACAACUCUCCGCAGCCACCGGAGCCGGUGCGUGAUGCGGAGUACAGCGCUAAGCAAGAGAAGCUUCAGGACCUGAGCGCCGCGCCCGGCCCGAUGGCGAGCUUGAUCACCAGCAGCCUACCUACAGCCGCUGCUCUUCACAAGGAGAACGACACCUCUGCGCAGCCACCGGAGCCAGCCCCUGAGACAGUGCAGAUUGCAGAUCCAGAGGAGCCCCAGGACCAGAUCGCCGAGCCCGAGCCGGCGGCUGGCCCGAUCACCGACCUGAUUGCCAAGGCGCAGGAGGCGAUAGAGCGGCGGCGGCGGCAGGAGAGGGAGCGCGCGAGGAAGAAAGCCCGCCAGGAGCUGCUCGAGGUGGAGCGGGCGGCGUUGCCCAACGAGCGCAUACACCCGCUGAUCAUGGAGGCGCUCGGCAUCGCCGCGUUCGAGCACAUCGUGAGCACCGUCGAGGACGCAAACACGGCGCGGGCCCGGGUGAACAGCGGCGAACUCCGCGUCGCACCCGACUGCCCCAGCAUCCUGCAGCAGUUGGGGCUCUUCCUGAAGGCAGACGUCGGCGGCGAGGAGCGAGAGCAGCUCCUGGGCUCCGCUCCUGGCCCCGAAGACAUGGAUGUGGAGGAAGGGGAGAUUCGAUAG